AUGGGCAUCGUCGCCGUGGGCUACUUUGUCGAAUUUUACCGGCCGCCCCGUGUGCUUGCCGGUCAGGUGCGGGACGUCCGUUUCACUAUGGGCGAUCUGGUGGACCGCAUCAGGGUUCUGCAGGGUAUCAACCGUUAUCAGGGCGGCCGAGUUGACCUUAGCACCGUGCCCUUUGAGUACCUUCAGGACAUGAUCCAGGCCGAAAUUCUGCGCCAGGCCGCUCCGGGCCUGGGCUUCAGCGUCACCGAAGAGAAUAUCGACGAGGAACUGCGCCGCCGCUUCCGUCCCCAGCCGCCCGAAGGACAGCAGGUCGACGAGGGUCAGCUAGACCAGGAAUACGAUAAUGCGCUGACCAAUUUCCUCACUACCACAAAGCUAUCUGAAGACGAGUAUAGGCGGCUCGUGGAAGAGGAGAUACUGCGCAGUCAGCUCUCGGUAGUUAUAGAUAGCAACAUCCCGAGUCCUCUGGAGCAGGUGGAGGUGGAGUGGAUUCGGAUGGAACAGGACGGCGCCGCUGACCCGCAGCAGGUACGCGAACGCCUGAUUCGCGAGGACUUCGGUCUGGUGGCCGCUGAGGUCAAUGUCCCCGACGGCUUCACCGAUUCCCAGGGCUACGUGGGCUGGGUGCCUCAGCAAGCCUUCCCCGAACUCGACGAUACCAUUUUUGGGAAUCCCGACCGCAAUCGUGCACCCAUUGCGGAAGGCGAAAUCAGCGAUCCCCUUUUCACCCAGGAAGGGGUAUAUAUAGUCCACAUGCUGUCCGGUCCGGAGGAGCGCAAGCUGCGAGGAUUUGAAGACCUUAUUGGCUUGGGAAGCUCAGAAAUAGAAGCCCUCACCUCCGAGGAUCGCGAAUCCCUGACCCGGGAACUCCGCAUUCGCAGCAAGCUCGCCCAGCAGCGGGUUGACCAGUGGUUCGAUGACCAGGUCUCCCGUGGCUCCGAUGAAGGCUGGCUGAAGAUCAAGUUCGACAGCGACCUAUAUGCCUGGGUUGCCGACCAGGUGCAUCUGUCGGCCCCGCGAGUCCCCCAGGGUGGCCCGCCCGUUGGUGGCCCCGGGUUCCCCUAG
This is a messenger RNA of Geodia barretti, 1065 nucleotides long. The record is from the annotation of a GenBank genome assembly. NCBI's taxonomy places the organism in Eukaryota, Metazoa, Porifera, Demospongiae, Tetractinellida, Geodiidae.